AUGGCUGUGAACGGAGAUAAAACAACUUCAGAUCGGCCGGUCAGAGUCUACGCCGAUGGGAUCUUCGAUUUGUUCCACUUCGGCCACGCUCGCGCCAUCGAACAAGCCAAAAAAGCGUUUCCGAACACGUACCUGCUCGUGGGAUGUUGCAACGACGAGAUCACCAACAAAUUCAAAGGCAAGACUGUGAUGACGGAGUCCGAACGCUACGAAUCUCUCCGGCAUUGCAAGUGGGUCGAUGAAGUGAUUCCAGAUGCUCCAUGGGUUCUCACCACAGAGUUUCUCGAUAAGCAUAAUAUAGACUACGUCGCUCACGACGCUCUUCCCUAUGCGGAUGCUAGUGGAGCUGGAAAUGAUGUCUAUGAGUUUGUGAAGUCGAUUGGGAAAUUCAAAGAAACGAAACGAACAGAAGGGAUAUCGACAUCAGACAUAAUCAUGAGGAUAGUGAAAGAUUACAACCAGUAUGUGUUGCGUAAUCUGGACCGUGGAUAUUCAAGAGAAGAACUCGGUGUCAGCUUCGUCAAGGAGAAGAGGCUUAGAGUGAACAUGAGGCUGAAGAAGCUACAAGAGAAAGUGAAAGAACAGCAAGAAAAGAUACAAACUGUAGCGAAAACUGCUGGGAUGCACCAUAAUGAGUGGGUUGAGAACGCUGAUCGUUGGGUUGCUGGGUUUCUCGAAAUGUUUGAGGAAGGUUGUCACAAAAUGGGAACAGCGAUCAGGGACGGGAUACAGCACAGGAUACUGAGGCAGGAUUCAGAAGAGAACAGGUUGCUUCAGAAUGGACUGAUACAUGCCGACGAAGACGAUGAUGAGAAUGAACAAGUCUCUGAUGACAAUGAGUCUCCAGUAGGAGAGGAGAAGUACCAUGAUGAUGAGGAUUACUUGAAUGUGAGCAACAAAGAGACUGGGAUUGUAAAGAAAUGA
Messenger RNA from Microthlaspi erraticum, 924 nucleotides. Lineage: Eukaryota; Viridiplantae; Streptophyta; Magnoliopsida; Brassicales; Brassicaceae. The record is from the annotation of a GenBank genome assembly.